Pteropus alecto (black flying fox) is the source of this 4832-nucleotide messenger RNA. RefSeq names its product collagen alpha-1(III) chain-like. Gene Ontology annotation, cellular component: extracellular matrix. The record is from RefSeq and is a predicted model, not a curated record. NCBI's taxonomy places the organism in Eukaryota, Metazoa, Chordata, Mammalia, Chiroptera, Pteropodidae. The coding region runs from base 1517 to 2521 and encodes 334 amino acids. The transcript has a single exon.
CGCUGGACCAGCAGCGGCCCCGGGUCUGGGCACGCCAGCACCAGGGGUGGGACGCGGCGGUGCAGACAGGGCUGGAGCCGGGGGCGGGGCGGGCUGAGGAGGAGGACAGGGCCUCCUGAGGGACAGGCGGGCAGGGGCUGCCUGGCAGGAGGGUGGGAGGGCAUCUCCUGGCCACAGCCCCAGGAGGCCCUUCCUGCAGGUAUGGUCCUUGAUGACAUCUCCAAAAACCUCACCUGCGUGCCUGUCGCACGGUGCCCCUGCACGCUUGGCGGGGUGACCUACGCCCCCGGGGAGAUCACGGCAGACACCUGCCGCGCCUGGUGAGUGAGGGCACGAGGACAGGAUGGCGAUGCGGGGACAGGGACUCGGGGGCAGCUUCAGACCCUGGGGUGCCAUCUGGGUCACCCUCCCCACCCACAGCCGGUGCACCAUGGGACGCUGGGACUGUGAGGAGCGGCCUUGCCCCCGGCACUGCGCUCUGGAAGGUGGCUCCUUUGUCACCACAUUCGACGCCAGGCCCUACCGCUUCCACGGAGCGUGCACCUACACCCUCCUCCAGGUGGGCCACGCCGCCAUGCUGCCGCCAGGAGUCACCGCAGGGUCAUCAGGAAGGGAGGGCUCACCCUGGGGUCACCACAAGGGGUCCCGUCAGCAGGGGCUGCCGUAAGCCCUUAGCCCUGUGUGCUGACUGCUCCCCCUUUCAGAGCCCCCAGCUCCCCGAUGGGGGCUCCCUCCUGGCUGCAUACGACAAGUCUGGGUACUCGCACUCAGAGACCUCGCUGGUGGCAGUCAUCUACGUGUCAAGCCAGGUAAGCCCGCUCUGCCUGUGGCCACUGCCCCCACCCAGAGCGCCUGGCCCGCAGGAGGGGACGCCAUCCCCUGCUCUUGGCCCCAUGACUCAGGCCACCCUCCUUCCAGGACAAAAUCGUGAUUUCUCAGGACGAGGUGACCAACAACGGAGACACCAAGCGGCUGCCCUACAAGGCCGGUAUGUCCGCGGCCCCUGCCUGGCACCUCCGUGGGCCACGGUCCCAAAGCAGGCUGCCCGCUGAGCCCCUGUCCCCUAGGCAACAUCACGGUCUUCAGGCAGACGUCCACCCACCUCCAAAUGGCCACCACCUUUGGGCUGGAGCUGGUGAUCCGGCUACGGCCCGUGUUCCAGGCGUACAUCACCGUCGGGCCCCAUUUCAGGGGCCAGACCAAAGGUGAGCCCCUCCCGCACCUGCCCAAGGUCAGCCGGCUGCCCUGUCCCCAUAUGGCUCGGCCACACCAGAGGCGAAGGGGCCCCACACAGCCUCACACUGACCUAGCGGGUCCAGCGCCCAUGGCCUCAGGCCAGCCACUCUCGGUGGCCAGGCCUCCCAGUGGCGUGGCCAGUGACGGCCUCUUGCCCUGGGCACAGUGAUGGGCAUGCAGGGCGGGACGAGGACGCAGGCCGGCCCACCCUCAUGGCCCGGCCUGCUCAGGGCUCUGUGGCAACUUCAACGGGGACACGACGGACGACUUCACGACCAGCAUGGGCAUCGCCGAGGGCACCGCCUCGCUCUUUGUGGACUCCUGGCGGGCAGGGAACUGCCCGGCCGCCCUGGAGCGCGAGACCGACCCCUGCUCCAUGAGCCAGCUCAACAGUGAGUGCCGGGCUGCGGAGGGCCGCAGGGGCAGCGGAGACCCCAGCCACGUGCGCGGGAAACCCACCGGGGUCUGUCCCCGCAGAGGUGAGCGCGGAGACCCACUGCUCAGUGCUGGUGAAGACGGGCACCGUGUUCGAGAAGUGCCACGCCCUGGUGAACCCCAAGCCCUUCUACAAGGUGGGCAGGGCCUGCGGGCGGGUGGGGAGGGCUGCGGGCAUGGGGCGCCCGCGGGACCCCGGGAUGCGGGAGGGCGGGCGCCCAUGCGCUGUCUGCCUGCAGAGGUGCGUGUACCAGGCCUGCAACUACGAAGAGACCUUCCCGCACAUCUGUGCCGCCCUGGGGGACUACGCACACACCUGUGCCUCACGGGGCGUCCUGCUCCGGGGCUGGAGAGACAGCGUGGACAACUGCAGUGCGUGCAGGCCGGGCAGCCCGGGGGCAGGAGGGGGUCUGGAGGGCACGACGGGGGUCCCGGGCCCGAAGCUGUGCCCGGCCAUCUCCCCAAGGGCCUAACUUCCGCGUCCCCCACAGCCAUCCCCUGCACGGGCAACCAGACAUUCAGCUAUGACAGCCACGCCUGCAGCCGCACGUGCCUCUCACUAUCUGACCGCACCGCCGAGUGCCACCGCAGCGCCGUCCCCGUGGAUGGCUGCAACUGUCCCGAGGGCACCUACCUAAACCACGAAGCCAAGUGUGUGCGCAAAGCCCAGUGCCCCUGCCUCCUGGCCAACCACAAGUUCAUCCCGCCCAACCAGUCUACUAUGGUCGACGGUGUCGUCUGGUGCGUGAGGGGAUCUGGGCGGGUGGCCCCCACCCCGGCCUGCGGCCCCGGCCCAAGCCGACCCAUUCAUUCCACGUCCCUUGCAGCCACUGCACCAAUGGGCGGCUGAACUGCCCGGGGCGGCCACAGAUGCUCCUGGGUACGUAGCUGGCCAAGCGGUGGGCCUGACCCUCCCUGCACCAUGGCCCUGAGCCCGUCUCACCCUGGGCUCCUCCUCCCUGCAGCAGCCUGCUCGGCCCCCAAGACACUCCGGUCCUGCAGCCAGUCCUCAGGGGACGAGUUUGGGGCAGCCUGUGCCCCCACGUGCCAGAUGCUAGCCACCGGCACACCAUGCGUAAGGCUGGGGCAAGCCAGGGACAGGGAGGCCCCCAGAAGACAGUCUCCAGCAGACAGCCUCUGGUGACAUGCUCGCAGUGGACGGCCCCAGAGCCUUCCACUGGACCAUGAGAGGGUGCCCACAAAGUCCCUGGGGAAGGCAGGGCCAAACUCUGACCCCAGUCCCUGUCUCCCCAUGAAAAGCACAGACAGCGGGGCUGGGAAGCCAGGCAGCUGGAGGGCAGCGUGCCACCUGUGGGGUUUCCUGAGGACUGCGGGCUGCCCCCCGCCCCCAGCUUGGGGAGAGAAAAGAGGGGGCCCAAUGGCCUGGUCGUGACGCACAGAGGCCCGAAACCUCCCCGAAGGGAGGAGAGGGCUUUGCUGAAAGACUCGGGGAAGGGGUGGGUGCAGGGAGUGGGCUGGGGAGGGGUGCUGGGGGCCCACCUCCCCGGGGGCUACCAACCCCCUCCCUGCAGGUGCCCACCAAGUGUGAGCCCGGCUGCGUCUGUGCCGAGGGGCUCUACGAGAACGCCAGCGGGCAGUGUGUGCCCCCCGAAGACUGCCCGUGCGAAUUUGCAGGGGUGUCCUACCCCCGGGGCGCCCAGCUCAACACUGACUGUAUGACCUGGUGAGCCACGGCCCCGCCCUGGAGACCCCAGUGGCCCGGAGCUGUCCCAGGGUUUUCGGGGAUGGCAGGGGAUCCCCCACCAAGCCCACACGUGUGUCCUGUGAGGGCGUGCGCAGCCCAGGUCUCCCAGAACAGCCUGUUCCUCCCCCAGCACCUGCUCGAGGGGGAAGUGGACGUGCCAGCAGAGAGCCCGCUGCUCGUCCACCUGCACCCUCUACGGGGAGGGCCACGUGGUCACCUUCGAUGGGCAGCGGUUCGUGUUUGACGGCAACUGCGAGUAUAUCCUGGCCACGGUGAGGCUCAGUGGGGGCACAGGCCACAUUGAGGCCUGGGGGGCAGGGACGAGCCAUGGCGAGGCCCAGGGGGGCGGGGAGCCUGGCGGGCUCCACCUCAGCACCCCCUCCCCACAGGAUGGCUGUGGCGCCAACGACUCGCAGCCCACAUUCAAGAUAGUGACAGAGAACGUCAUGUGUGGGAAGUCGGGUGUCACCUGCUCCCGGGCCAUCAGGAUCUCUCUGGGGGUGAGUGGGCUGGAGGGUGUCCCCACUUCUCCACCACCAAGCCCCAGACCCUGGUUCCUUGUCCGCAUGACAGGCAGCAGUAUCUCCCAGAGCCGGACGGCCUGGGGGGAGGGUUCUCCCAGACACUUGACUCGGCCCUCAGCGCAGUGCCCAGUGUCCUGAAGCUUCCUGCCAACGGCAGGCUCCGAAGGGCCGGUGCCCAGCCCAGAGCUGGCCUUUGGCAAGUGCUGGCCACACGUGUCCUUAAUGGACUCGGAGAGUGCAGGCGAGGAAGCAGAGCUGGUGGCAUUUGGGCCUGAGGGCAGGCAGCCCGGUGACAGCCCUGCCCCGCAGGGCCUGUCCAUCACGCUGGCGGACAGGAACUACACGGUCAGCGGGGCGGACCCCCACGCGCACUACCGGGUGCAGGCCGGCUCCCUGCACCUGGUGCUGGACGUCACCAUCGGCAGCAGCUACAACCUGACCCUCAUCUGGAACAAGCACAUGUCUGUCUCCAUCAAGAUCACUCGUGCCGCCCAGGUAGCUCGCGCCCCGCCCAGGCCACCGGGCGGGGGGUGGCAGGUGCGCGCCUGACCCCGGCCCCCGCAGGGCACCCUGUGCGGCCUGUGCGGCAACGACAACGGAAACAUGAAGGACGACUUCGAGACGCGCAGCACGUACGUGGCGUCCAGCGAGCUGGAGUUCGUGAACUCGUGGAAGGAGAGCCCGCUGUGCGGGGACGCCAGCCUCCUGCUGAGCCCCUGCACCCUCAACGUCUUCCGCCACGCCUGGGCCAUGCGCAAGUGCAACAUCAUCAACAGCCAGACCUUCGCCGCCUGCCACAGCCAGGUGGGCCGCCCGCCCCUGGGGCCCCGGCCCCCCACGGCCAGGUCAGCCCCGGCCCUCGGGCCUGACUGCACGGCCGCCGGCGGGCACUGAGGGCGGCUCCCGCAGGUGUACCACCUGCCCUACUACGA